UUUAAUAGGCUAGCUAACCGUGAUGGAAAAUUCCUAUGCUUUUCAAAUCUUCGCUAAGUGUAUGCUUACAAUUCAAGAAGAUAAAACAAAUUUGUUUAGUGUAAUUGAUUGUGAUUGUUAUUUUUUUUAAGAGACCAUGGUUCAAAUCUAGAUGUUGAUACUUUUUUUAUAGAAAGUAGAUAAAUAAUUGCGAUGAAAAAAAUACUCUUCCUACUUUCACUCUCAUUUCACGAAAUUGGAAAUGAAAAAUAUUAAAACAUUGAAUAUAUCUUAUAGAAAGAGCUUCUUCAACCAGGUAAGAAGUGCAUUUUACCUGAAAUUAUUAUAUCUUAUAGAAGUGAUUAAUUGUGAAAUCGGAACUCAAGUAACAUUGAUUCAAACAUUAAAUAUUAAAUUGUAUGUGUGGUACAGUUUAGAUAAAAUACAUGUGUUAAGCCAAAACAUAAGUCUUCGUGACAUAUAUAGUAACUUUUUGUGACAAAUAUACACAUAAUAUAAAGAUAAAUUUGGCACUAUGACGAAAAAAGAGGUUCGUAGAAUCACUCUCAGACCACGAAAUUUAAAAGAAGACUCUCAUUUUCCAUUUUUUUAUGGUUAAAUCAAAUCGCAUUAAGAACCGACACCUAUAGCAAAGUGCUAUGGAGCCCUCAAAAACUUACAAUCCUGUACAUCAUAACCUCACAGAGAUACUCAACAAAAUGAAACAAACCUAACUUGCUAGCUUUCUACCCCAAGCCCCCUAGCUUCAAAACAAUCAACUAAGCAUUGGUUCAACAGACACUCAUUUUCCAAUUUUGUCAUUAUAUAAUGUAUAGAUUUGUCACAAAAAUGGCUAUACUCGUUACAAAGGUCCAUAUUUUGGUUACACUUCUGUAUUUUGUCUAAACUAAACUAAACUAAACUACACAUACAAUUUAAUAUUAAUGUUUGAAUCAAUACUACUUGAGUUUCGAUUUCAGAACUAAUCUCAUUCUAUAAAAUAUAAAUAACUUAAAGAUAAAAUAUAAAUAUGGAAGCAUCAUCACCAAACAUAUUCCUAGAGUUUAAUCAAAGAAACAACAAUAAAUAAAAUGUAGUCUAGUUGGUUAUAAUGCUCUUUCUUCAUUUAAUUGACCCAGGUUCGAACUCCAAUAAUAACAUUUUUAAUAUAUAAAGAUAAAGUGGGUGCAAUGACAAAAAUGACCUUCCUAGAAUCACUCUCAAGCCAUGAAAUUUGAAAUGGGAGAAUUUCAACCCAUUUUUGCCUUUAUAUAUCUUGUAGAUGCAGAAUUCGGAAGAGAACCUUUCAGCGGAAAGAAAAACAAACAGGUAAAUGCCACAUUUGAUCACUGAGAUUACUAAAUCGUCUCAUGUUUAGCCACUAGAAAAAUUUAAUAUCAAUUUUGGUCAUUGAAAUUACUGAAACAACUGGUUUUGCUGCGAAAUUGAACGAGACGUGACGGAGGACAUUUAAUUAAGACUGAAGAUUCCACGGGGAUAAUGGUUCGGGUUGGCGUGAAUCGGGUUAAAUGCUCGCUGUUGGAUUCAUCCAUUUGGAUAAUAUAUGUUUUGUUGAGGUUAACUCGUGAAUUAUCUUGUUUUGUGCUUAUGAGCUGUCUCAAUAUUAUAACAUGCAAUUCAAUUCAACGAGAUGUUUAUGAGAAAAUAUAUAUGUAUCUUAUGAGUUGGUUUGUUGAUAAAUUAUAAAUUAGUUAAAUCGUAUAUCUCAUCUAUGUGAUGUCUAAGACUUUCCGUACGCAAGUAAACAUGUCUCAUUUAUAAUUUAAAAUAGAAAUUAUGUAUCAUAAAUUAUUUAAAUGCUAAUUAGUAUAUGCACUAUUUAAAAUUGAUGAACUAAAUAACAUGAUACCAAUAUUGGUAUAUAAAUAUCACAUAUACCAUAUAACUAUAAGACACAAAAAUAUUAUGAUAUUUAAUUUAUGAAUUAUUUUAGAUUUUGGUUUAAGAGUUCAACUAUUUAAAAUAACUGAGUUGAAUUCGAGCUGAACUCGUAAUUUUAAUGAUGAGACAAGAUUUUAAUAAACAAUUAAGUUGAACUUGAGGUAUACUUAACUCCUUGAUAAACAAUUCGAAUUUAAUCAAAGAUAAAAUUCGGUUCGACUCAUUAGCAACUCUAGCCCAAUCCUUCUAUAAUAUAUAUCCGUUCUUCUGGAGAUUUUGAGCAUUUCAAAUUCCUUGCACUCUCCUUAAUUGUAGCUACGGGUAAAUUUGUAAGUUCAACUUAGAACUUAAAUAUCUUCUUACUAGAAAAAAAAAUUUCAUUACCAAGACUUGAACUUGAGUCCUUUAGAUUGAUAGUCAAUAUCCCUAACCAACUGAACUACAACAAUGUUUAUGUAUUUUUUGAAUUAAAGAGAGAAAAUGCUGAAAUAUCUCAAAAUCAUACUACUAUCCACUGCAACAAUCAAUCAUCGAAUUAAUUAAUAAUUGUAAUUAUUUACAAAGCGAGUUCCUCUGAUCACACAAUUCUUCACCAAGAAUCAAAUAGUACAUUUUGAGUUUAUGUAUGUCUUACAACUUUUACAUUUAUUAGGUUACAUGACUUUGCAGUUCGUAGGAAUACAAUGAUUGUUUACAAAAGUGCUAUACAAAAUUUUAUUUCAAAACAUAAAAUUUGACAUUUGUGAUAUAUGGUUUUGUAACGAGACAUUUUCAAUGAUAUAAGUGGAUGACCAAAAAUCAUUGGCUAACAAUUUCCCUAAUGAUUGACAAUUAUAAGCACAGAAUUGAAAGACUAAAUACCAUUGACAAAUGAGCCAAUUAUCAUUGGCUAAAUUUAACAAACAAUGGUAUGUGUAUAUACAUUGGAAAUUCUAUGGUAUGCUCAAUGGAUUGAGGGUAAUUGCUUCUCCUUAGUUAAAUAAAAUUAUCUAGACCAUAGAUUAAUCACGUAACUUGAUAACGAUGUAAUUGCACAUAUUUGCGCCCCUAGUUCUUAUCCGUUUGAGGGGCAUAGUCGUGUACUUUUGGCCUAUUUUACGCCGGGUUGUGCUAUUUUGUCAUAUUUCAGGUCCCAGGCGUCAAAGGAAAGGCUAAGCACGAGUUUCGGGGCAUUCGAAAGUCAUUUCGUCGAGCUGGAGCCAAAACACGGGCACACCUAAUUCAUUACACGGCCUUGUUCUCCCAAAACACGGCCGUGUUCUCUCCAAAACACGGCCGUGUUCUGUGGCCGUGCUUUUACUGCCGAGAGCUAAUUCGAGUUUGGCAAACAUGAGCUGAUUACACGGGCUGAAAGCACGGCCGUGUUCUCCCAAAGCACGGCCGUGUUUCUCCCAAUGCACUGGCCGUGUAAUUAACCCUAGCCAAAGCACGGGCGGGCUGAGGCAUUACACGGCCGUGCCCUCGACCGUGCUUUGGCCACUGAUGCCCUUUUAAGCAGAUUUUCAGCCAAAAGGAAAGGGGAGAGCUGGGUUUUGGAUCCCAAACACCCAAGGGACGAACCAAAGAGAGAGAGGGCGAUUUGAGGGCAUUCUUGGAGUGGAAUUGGAGGAUUUCUUUGCCUUGGAAGCUCGAGGAAGAAGCCCGGACUUGAAGACUGAUCAUCUGAAGAUUCUUACUGCAGUCUCUCUCUUCUCUAUGGAGUAACUUCCCUUCACUUAGGUUUUGAGGAACCCUAGCUAUGUUUGUUUGAUUGUAUGAUUGUAUGAGUACUCUGACUUGAUAAUCUUGAGUUCAUAUUCAAUCUAUGCAUGUUUUCAUGCUUCAAUUAUGCUUUAGUCGAGAUUAUUGAUUCUACUUUGAUCCUAUGAGAGGGAAUACCUGAUUAGGUCAAUAGAGCACCAUAGAUUGAUAGUAGUGGAUCGAUUGCUUUAGUCGAGGGUUGAUUCACUGCUUUGUAUCGAUUGAGAACCUCAUUCGAUAGAGGGAAUCUAGUUCAGAAUGCCUUGAUCAGUUGUUCUAGAGAAGGAUACGUCCCUCUAGGCAAUUGACUCAAGAGGGCCUUGUUCCUUUAGUCGAGACUCAAGGUCUAGUCAAGGAUUCUCCGCAUUGUGAAUGAAAGUGAAACAAGUUAGAAAUCAUCAAUCGUUAGUCUGGCUAGUGGCUAGGGGGAAUCAUACCUAAGUGAGUUCCCAACCUGUAAUUAGAUUAACUUUAACUAUAGUUUGCUAGAGUAGUUUUAGUUCUUUCAUCUUGAUCUGGUUUGCUAAAUAAUAAACUGAAGCUGAGUAAUAGUAACUCUAGAGACCCGUGGAUUCGAUAUUUAUCACUUGAGCCACUAUACUGCAGUCCCUUCCAUUGGUUACGCUUGGCCAUUGUUAGGUGUUGUGUCAUAGCGAGUCAAGUUUUUGGCGCCGUUGCCGGGGACUUUCUAGAUUAUUAGGAAAGGCAGAAGUUUGUUACUUUAGCGUUUUUCUUUUCUUUUCCACCCUUGCUUUUCACUUGGGUGUUUUUGUUUCUGUUGGUGCAGAUUUGAAUCAUGGAUCCUCAUGGCUUCUCCAAUCAUUGGGGGUAUCCACCACCAUCCGAGUGGUAUUACCCCGAGACUCCCUGGAGCAAUCAAGGAGGAGAAGACUAUGGAUUCGGGUUCAAGUACCAACCCCCUUACUACGGAGAACAACCGGACCCCUGGGCAUAUCAAGAACAAGCUCAUUACCAAGAAGAAUUUCUCCCACAACCAGAAGGGCCAUCGGCGCUGGAGUUACCCAUGGCGGCCUUCACGGGCUAUUCUGCAGAGCCAUGCUACACUCCACAGCCAGAUCCAACCUACGAAUUGAGGCUUCUCAUGGAGAGAUCAUGCUCCAGGAUGGAUCAUUGUGUCCAGGCCUAUCGUGAAACAGAGGAGAUCCUCUUGAGCCUUAAGAAGAGCGUCGAUGAUCUUGAGCGAUCUUGGGCGCAACCUGCUCCAGAUCACCCUUCUGCUACCAUACAAGAAGAGGAGGAGGAAGAAGAAGGCUACAAGGACAUUGUGGAGCACACUGAAGUUGUCACGGAGAGCUCCCGUGAUGAUCAUGAUCAGGAGUGUCAUGUCGUAGCCGACCGCACCUUCCCACACCCCAAAAUGAGCUUUGAAGAGGCGGGCAUGAGUGAGGAGAUGCAAGAAGAUCUCAUGAAAGAAAUUGCUUGGCAAAUUGCUCUCCAAUCCGUGCUAGAAGAAGAAGAAGAGCAAGAAAGGGUGCAGAAAGAAGUUGUGGAGGAUGACGAAAGUGAAGCUGGAGGAGUUCUUGAUCAUUUCCCAGGGGUGAUACCACAUGAAGAAGGAAGGGAGGUUGAAGAAGCAAUUGGCGUCCAGGCUGAGGACGAAGUUGAGGUGGAAGAGGCUUGCACUGGCCAUGAGUUGCAAGUGAUAUCCCCACCAAACUUUGAGGAACUGCUUAGCAAGGACCCAUUUGCAGUGUUUCUUUGCCGGACCAAAGCCACAUCGAAAUCGGUCCCUCUUGGUGGACGCGAUGGUGGCCAAUCGAUGCUGUCAUAUCUGGUUUGGGGAAAUGAGACGAGAGAAGAGAAGAAGAGGUCUCGAGGGUGGAGACUUCAUCUGCAUCAAGUACAUGAGCCUUCAUCACCUGUCACACCACAUGCUCGUUACUUGAGACUCCACCUCAUCAACGAGAACCUCAACUUCAAGGAGGUUCUAGCAUGGACCGAAACUUAGGAGCCAUCGUCUGGCUCACGACGUGAAAGAAGCGCUUGUUGGGAGGCAACCCAACCAGUCGGUUUGCAUUUCUUUCUAUAUUUCUCCUCGGUUGAGUCAGUUUUGUUAUUUGAUUUUAGAGUCAAUAACUCAACCUUUGUGAGAUUUUGUGUGGUGUUUGUGUUCUGAUUACUCUCUCUUUCUGGAAUGCACCGCCUGACCCGUUCAUCAUCAUUCACUCUUGAUCUGGUAACUUCGUUCUACCCUCCUUAUCUUUCCUCCAUUGAGGACAAUGUCGUGCUUAAGUGUGGGGGGAUGUUCGAUUAUUUAUGCGGGUGAAUGUUUGGCUGUUUGUGUGCUUGGAGCCUAGUCCACUGUCCAAAUUUUUAAAUUUGAGGGCUCCAAGUACGUUCCCCUUGCAAUUGCCUGCUCAGUAUGCUUUGAAUUGACAGUCUUUAUAGUAAUAUGCAACCUAGGGAGGUAGUGUAGCACUAUGGAGGAUGUUGAUGCAUUUUAGAAAUCUCAUUUCUUCUUCAUAUUGUGUUGGUUGAUUGAGUGAAUUAGUGAUCUUAGGACCCUUGAAUUGUGUGGUGUUGUGGAUUCUCUGCCUGUUGGACUCUUGUAUCAUGCUUUGAAAAUAACAGGUGCUCGAAAAUGUGCUUCAAAAUAACGUCUCCCGUGCGAAUAGGGCGAAAGUGUGUAAGGGGAGACGGGAAUCCGUUCCCAAUUUCCACCUACUACCUCCAGCCCCCUUACAUGUCUUUCCCCCACACGAGGCUCGAGACAUCCGCUCCUGGCAUGGCCGGUAAGAGCCGGUUGGGACCCUUGAAAAAAAAACACAGAAAACAAGCAAAACAGAAAGAAAAGGGGUUCCAACCAUCUUCAAAGAAUAUAGAGCACCUUGAAAAAUGUGAGUCCAUGAUCUUUUGUUUUUGAGAAUCUCUUCAUCCACAAUUCAUUUGUCCUCUGUUCACUAUUUGCCAUGAUGCCGACUCGAUACUAGUGCUCUCGCCGAAGGAGCUAUGAGAUGACUUGUGCGUCGGUUGACCUCGUAAGCUGCUAAAUGAUCUAGGAAGUCCUCUACCUACGAUCUGGGUUGUUUGUUGCUAUAGAGGUCUGGAGAGUUGCAUUGGUUUGAGUUAGGUUUGCUUGGGGACAAGCAAACGGUUAAGUGUGGGGGAGUUUGAUAACGAUGUAAUUGCACAUAUUUGCGCCCCUAGUUCUUAUCCGUUUGAGGGGCAUAGUCGUGUACUUUUGGCCUAUUUUACGCCGGGUUGUGCUAUUUUGUCAUAUUUCAGGUCCCAGGCGUCAAAGGAAAGGCUAAGCACGAGUUUCAGGGCAUUCAGAAGUCAUUUCGUCGAGCUGGAGCCAAAACACGGGCACACCUAAUUCAUUACACGGCCGUGUUCUCCCAAAGCACGGCCGUGUUCUCUCCAAAACACGGCCGUGUUCUGUGGCCGUGCUUUUACUGCCGAGAGCUAAUUCGAGUUUGGCAAACAUGAGCUGAUUACACGGGCUGAAAGCACGGCCGUGUUCUCCCAAAGCAUGGCCGUGUUCUCUCCAAAGCACGGCCGUGUUUCUCCCAAUGCACUGGCCGUGUAAUUAACCCUAGCCAAAGCA
Molecule: messenger RNA, 7189 nt
Organism: Linum trigynum
Lineage: Eukaryota; Viridiplantae; Streptophyta; Magnoliopsida; Malpighiales; Linaceae
Source: the annotation of a GenBank genome assembly